Molecule: messenger RNA, 471 nt
Organism: Colletotrichum truncatum
Lineage: Eukaryota; Fungi; Ascomycota; Sordariomycetes; Glomerellales; Glomerellaceae
Product: DUF1348 domain containing protein
Source: RefSeq, a predicted model, not a curated record
AUGGCCACCCAAAACGAGUCGCGACCGCCUUUCCCGCCCUUCACCGAGGAAACAGCGAGAACCAAAGUCAAGGCGGCCCAAGACGCCUGGAACACCAAAAACCCGGCCAAAGUCAAGCUGGCAUACACGCCCGACACCAUCUGGAGGAACAGGGACACCUUUCUUCAGGGCCGAGAUGAGGUCGAGCAGUGGCUGACCAAGAAGUGGGAGAAAGAGGAUGGCUACCGCCUCCGAAAGGAGCUAUUUGCCUUCACCGACAAUAAGAUUGCCGUCCAAUUCUGGUAUGAGUGGCAUGACGAGUCGGGACAAUGGUGGCGGACCUAUGGUCUCGAAGACUGGACCUUUGCGGAGAACGGGCUCAUGCGUAAGAGGCAGAUGAGCGGUAACGAUGUCAAGAUUGAGGAAUCGCAGAGAUGGUUCAAGGACGGUGUGGACGUAAACACGGUCGCCAUCUCUGAGCAGCACUGGUGA